GCGGAACCUUUCCGCAGCGCCUCCGAUAAACAAGCGCCGCGGGGACACUUUAGGACAUCGCACACCAGCCUCCGCGUGCCGUUUGCUUGGAGCAGCAGAGGCGGAUGUGGACGUUCUGUCGACUUCUUCCUUCACCUUGAGCGGGAUGGACGUGCUGGCGGAGGAGUUCGGGAGCCUGACCCCGGAGCAGCUGGCGGCGCCGAUCCCGACGGUUGAGGAAAAAUGGAGGCUGCUUCCAGCAUUUUUAAAGGUGAAAGGCCUUGUGAAGCAGCAUAUAGACUCCUUUAACUACUUCAUUAAUGUGGAGAUAAAGAAGAUAAUGAAAGCCAAUGAGAAGGUUACGAGCGACGCUGACCCCAUGUGGUACUUAAAAUAUCUUAAUAUCUACGUUGGCCUUCCCGAUGUUGAAGAAAGUUUCAAUGUAACGAGACCAGUGUCCCCUCAUGAGUGCCGUUUGAGGGACAUGACGUACUCUGCCCCCAUCACAGUGGACAUUGAGUACACCCGAGGCAGCCAGAGGAUAAUCCGCAACGCCUUACCCAUUGGCAGAAUGCCCAUCAUGCUACGAAGUUCCAACUGUGUUCUGACAGGGAAAACUCCAGCAGAGUUUGCCAAAUUGAACGAAUGCCCGUUAGACCCAGGUGGCUACUUCAUUGUUAAAGGAGUCGAAAAAGUUAUUCUUAUCCAAGAGCAGCUUUCCAAGAACAGGAUCAUCGUGGAGGCGGAUAGGAAAGGGGCCGUUGGAGCUUCAGUUACCAGCUCUACCCACGAGAAGAAGAGCAGAACCAACAUGGCUGUGAAGCAAGGGCGGUUUUAUCUGAGGCACAACACCUUGUCUGAAGACAUACCCAUCGUCAUCAUAUUCAAGGCCAUGGGUGUUGAGAGUGACCAGGAAAUUGUGCAGAUGAUUGGAACAGAGGAGCACGUGAUGGCUGCAUUUGGGCCCAGCUUGGAGGAGUGCCAGAAAGCUCAGAUUUUCACACAGAUGCAGGCACUAAAAUAUAUAGGGAAUAAAGUAAGAAGACAAAGAAUGUGGGGAGGUGGACCAAAGAAAACAAAGAUAGAAGAAGCAAGAGAACUCCUGGCUUCUACCAUUCUGACCCAUGUACCGGUGAAGGAGUUCAAUUUCCGAGCUAAGUGCAUCUACACAGCAGUGAUGGUGAGAAGGGUGAUUCUGGCCCAAGGAGACAACAAAGUCGACGACAGAGACUAUUACGGCAACAAGCGGCUGGAGUUGGCGGGACAGCUCUUAUCUCUUCUUUUUGAAGAUUUGUUCAAGAAAUUUAAUUCGGAAAUGAAGAAGAUUGCAGACCAGGUGAUCCCUAAACAGAGAGCAGCCCAGUUUGACGUUGUGAAACACAUGCGCCAAGACCAGAUCACCAAUGGCAUGGUGAACGCCAUUUCCACCGGAAACUGGUCUCUAAAGAGAUUUAAAAUGGACCGCCAGGGCGUGACCCAGGUGCUGUCUCGUUUGUCGUAUAUUUCUGCUCUUGGCAUGAUGACAAGAAUCUCCUCCCAGUUUGAGAAAACAAGAAAAGUGAGUGGUCCUCGCUCUCUCCAGCCGUCUCAGUGGGGGAUGCUCUGUCCCUCUGACACACCUGAAGGAGAGGCCUGUGGUUUGGUUAAAAACUUGGCCCUUAUGACACAUAUUACAACUGACAUGGAAGAUGGACCCAUUAUUAAGUUGGCUGGUAACUUGGGAGUAGAAGAUGUGAAUUUACUCUGUGGAGAAGAGCUCUCUUACCCCAAUGUGUUUCUCGUCUUCCUGAAUGGCAACAUCCUCGGUGUCAUCCGAGACCACAGAAAGCUCGUCAGUACUUUUCGGCUGAUGCGGAGAGCAGGGUACAUCAACGAGUUUGUCUCUAUCUCCACAAAUCUUACAGAUCGAUGUGUUUAUAUCUCGUCUGAUGGAGGACGGUUGUGCAGGCCUUACAUAAUUGUUAAGAAACAAAAGCCAGCAGUCACAAAUAAGCAUAUGGAAGAGUUGGCUCAAGGUUACAGGAACUUUGAAGAUUUCUUACACGAGAGUCUAGUGGAAUACUUAGAUGUGAAUGAGGAAAAUGAUUGUAACAUUGCACUCUACGAGCAUACGAUCAAUAAGGACACCACCCACUUGGAGAUUGAGCCCUUCACUCUUCUCGGUGUCUGUGCUGGCCUCAUCCCAUACCCUCACCACAACCAGUCUCCCAGGAACACCUACCAGUGCGCUAUGGGCAAGCAAGCCAUGGGUACCAUCGGCUACAACCAGCGGAACAGAAUUGAUACGCUUAUGUAUCUACUGGCAUAUCCACAAAAACCCAUGGUUAAAACAAAAACCAUUGAGUUGAUAGAUUUUGAGAAAUUGCCAGCGGGACAGAAUGCAACCGUUGCCGUGAUGAGUUACAGCGGCUACGACAUUGAAGACGCUCUUGUGCUGAACAAGGCCUCUCUCGACAGGGGUUUUGGGCGUUGCCUGGUAUAUAAAAAUGCUAAGUGCACAUUGAAACGAUACACCAAUCAGACUUUUGAUAAAGUGAUGGGUCCCAUGUUGGAUGCGGCUACCAGAAAACCCAUCUGGCGACAUGAAAUUUUAGAUGCAGAUGGCAUUUGUUCUCCAGGUGAGAAAGUGGAAAACAAGCAAGUGCUUGUGAACAAGUCCAUGCCCACAGUGACUCAGAUCCCUUUGGAGGGAAGCAAUGUGCCGCAGCAGCCACAGUACAAAGAUGUGCCCAUCACGUACAAAGGUGCGACAGACUCCUACAUUGAGAAAGUGAUGAUCUCUUCUAACGCAGAGGAUGCCUUCCUCAUCAAGAUGCUCCUAAGGCAGACGCGGCGUCCAGAGAUCGGGGACAAGUUCAGCAGUCGUCAUGGACAGAAAGGUGUUUGUGGCCUGAUCGUCCCCCAGGAAGACAUGCCUUUCUGUGAUUCUGGUAUCUGUCCCGACAUCAUAAUGAACCCGCACGGCUUCCCAUCGAGAAUGACGGUGGGAAAGUUAAUCGAACUGCUGGCUGGCAAGGCAGGUGUGUUAGACGGCAGGUUUCACUACGGCACGGCCUUCGGAGGGAGUAAAGUCAAGGAUGUGUGUGAAGACCUCGUGCGCCAUGGCUAUAACUACCUGGGGAAGGACUACGUCACCUCAGGCAUCACAGGGGAGCCCUUAGAAGCAUACAUCUAUUUUGGACCUGUGUACUAUCAGAAACUGAAACACAUGGUGCUGGAUAAAAUGCAUGCCCGGGCCCGAGGACCACGAGCCGUUCUUACCAGGCAGCCCACUGAAGGGCGAUCCCGUGAUGGCGGCUUGCGUCUUGGAGAAAUGGAACGCGACUGUUUAAUCGGCUAUGGAGCGAGUAUGCUUUUGCUGGAGAGACUGAUGAUCUCAAGUGAUGCCUUUGAGGUUGAUGUCUGUGGGCAGUGUGGGCUCCUGGGAUACUCCGGCUGGUGCCACUUCUGCAAGUCUUCGUGCCACGUGUCCUCCCUCCGCAUCCCGUAUGCCUGCAAGCUGCUCUUCCAGGAGUUGCAGUCCAUGAACAUCAUCCCCAGGUUGAAACUGGCCAAGUACAACGAGUAAGGAUGAUGGGGUGACUGCAUGAAGCAGAGGAUUCCGAAUGACUUCUGUGUGUGAUCAUUCUGCCUCAGGACAAACUGAGAGGAGAAGGAGCAGCCUUCUGAGUUCCAGAAGCCUGGCUAGACAACCUUGACCAAGAGCUUCCAGUCGUGGGAGAUGCCGGCCCCACAGCAUUGUGCUGAGUCACAGGGGCACAAGCUAGAGAGACUGUGAACUACUGUUAAUUUUAUUCUGAUUUGAGUUAGACUCUUGUUCUGUAGUCCAGGCUGGGUUUGGAUUCACCUCAGUGCUCCUGCCUCCAUUACUCACAAGUGCUGGACUUACGGGUCUGAGCUUAUUUAUGUUAUUAUGUUUUUAAAUGCACUGAAUAGAAAAUAUUCCUCCUUAAAAUCCCCACAGCAUCUUCUGGUUUGUCAUCAGAUGUGGAGGAGGUCAAGGACCAUUGACUUGGGACUAGCUUCAUCGGGGAAGUAUCAUUGCAAAAACACAAAAGACCCAAGUUCAUCCCCAGCCACCCACAUAAGAGCUGGACAUUCACCUACCACCCGUGUAGAAACCUGAUACUGUGGAGGUGGGGGUAAGGAGCAGACAGGCAGAUCCUGAGCCCACUGACCAGCCAGCGCAGCCAAUCAGUGCACUGCAGGUUCAGUGAGACUCUGUCUCAAGAACUGAUGGAGAGUGACUGAGGAAGACCCCAGUGUCCACCUCUGGUCCUCCAUACACACGCACAGGUGGUUAGAUUUGUUGGAAGAAGUAAACUGACCCGGAGGUCGGCAAGUGACACGUGGGCUCUCUGCGGCACGGAAGGGCCAGCGGUUACAUCCUGCUCUCACGCACUGAGACUUUAAUCUUGGUGGAAUGUGAUCAGGGCUGCCUGCCUUGUAAGAAUAUCCCUUCUUAAAUAAUCACAUGGAGGUUAUUUUGAACCUCCCAAACACCUGGGUACAAUGCGUGGACACCUGGCCAUCCCUGUCCUACAAUGCGUGGACACCUGGCCAUCCCUGUCCCUCCCGUUCCUACCAGGAUGUUAACUGUCCAUUCUCUCAACUCUUGUGCCCUGAAGCCCGAUAAAUAUUUGUACUAAGUAUUAUUUAUAUUUUUUGAAGAAAAAAAAAAAGUCUUAAGAAGCAUUGAGUAGUGAGUGGUUUGGGCUGUGUCCUCAGCAUGCCACACUGGAAAUGCUCUUCAGAAUACCCACAGGUAGAACAUCCUGAUAGGGUCAACUCCAGCGGGAAAGAGCUGAGGAGCCCCGGGGCUUUUCAGAGCACUGCUCACCCCAGGCAGAUGGCCCAAGGGACCAUACUGGUCGCUGACUUGAAGACUGGCCCGUUUUGUUUUCCUCACAGUGUGGAAGUCAGGACAGCUGCUCUGCCCGAGCAGAGGAGGCUGUGUGAGGGGCAGCCUUCCUUCAGUGCGUCUUCAGAGACGAGGAGGCACCGUGGCUUUCCUUCUCCUCACUGAUGGCCCCUCUAUCUCACUGUACCCAGCUGUGUUCCCUUGUGUUGUGUGCCUCCUUGGGACAUCACAGGGACUUUUUCCAUGGUGACCUUGGUUCUGCCAGCUCCGUCGAGGUUGAGAACCCUGCAUGCCAGACCAUCUUGUUACUGAACACUCGGGUCCUUCAGAAGGAAUAGGCAGUGUUCUGGGUACCGGCACCAGGACAUGUCGCUCAGCAGUUUGUACGAUGGAUGGACACUGUAUUGGGGGCAGGAGGAGCAGGAUAUGCUUCUUAAUGUAAAGGGGUCCCCAGUCUGCGAACAGAGCAGUUAACUCAGCAGUGCUGCGGGAACACCCAUGCACACUGACCCACCCUUAGAAGCUUGAAGCUUUUCAGGGUGAUUCACUAGCUCCCUAUUACAGCUAAAGAAACUGAGGCAGAGUAGCCAAGGGGCUCCCCAGACCAUACCACCACAAGGGUGUGGCAAGAAUUCCAAAGCCUCUGGUCUGUUUGGCUUUAUCCAUUAUUCACCCAAAGUGGUCUUUUUUAAAGAAAUUCAGAUGCCACUGGGUACGUCUAUUUCCUGCAGGCCAGCAGUUGCGAUCAUCUGGAAUGCCGUUGCUUGUUUGGUGGAGGAAAUUACAGUUCUCCAGGUUUGCACCACUUAAAAGAUACUGGAUCCCAGUGGAGAUGUCAGGAAAAGAAGAGCAGUUGGCUCGUUCCAAAACUAGCCAAGAGCACACCUGAAUAACUGCGAAGACAGCGAGAGCUGGGGCGUGACUCGGGUGAAUCACUUGCCUAGCACCCGGGUUCUGUUCCCUGGCACUUAUAUCAAAAGUCCACAGUUCAUUACUCUUAAUGCCGGUAUAUUUUUUUAAGGUUACUCCAAGCCCCUUUCUUUAAAAGCUACCAAGUAAAUCCUAUUUUUAGUAAGGAUGGCUAAUUUCUUACAGGCCACCCAUGAAGCCAUUUAUCUCUGAAGGCUUUUAAUAGGUUUGGAGUGGCACAGGAUGAGGUUGAAGUCUCACCAAGACCCUGACUCUGACAGCUGGUUCAGCAGAGUGAAAGAGCUGUACAUACAAAAUCUCGGGUGUGGACAGGCUGGCAUCCCAGCAGGGAGAAAGCUUGCUGAGCGACUCGGGGGUCUUCACCGUCCCCUGGGUCCGUCAGCUCAGGCUGCUGCGGCAGAAUAUCACAGUUUCAUGGUUUGGAGUUCGCCCUUCUGUCUGUGAUGUCGGUCACCCUGGAUGUACAAUACCUAGAUCACCUGAAAGCGCACAAUGGAACAUGGCAGCCCUGUCACUUCUUCACGUAGUAGCUAGAACACGCUGCUUACAGACAUUUCCCUUCUUCAGCUGUGUGUUUUCAGAGGUAAAUUCCACAUAGUAAAGACCAGCUAUUUGAUCCUUCCCUAUACAGACUGUCAAAUAUGAAUUAGUUUCCUAGCAUACUUCAGUAUGGGAACCAGCAGGGUCUGGAGUUUGUUGUUACGAAUAUUCCAGUGCCCCAAUUCCUUGUGAUUAUUUUCCUUCUGAUGCUCAAAUUGGUCCAUCGUUGUCUGGAAGAUGUUCAGGUUGACUCCCAAGUCUUUACAAGCUCAGUAGAACUUGCAUACCCUUGCCCUGUAGAGUGCCAUGAUUCUCCAGUCCCUUGUGGCACAUUUCCUGUCUAGGCCAGUAUGCAACCUUUUCUCUCCCAGCCAGCUCCC
Messenger RNA from Microtus ochrogaster (prairie vole), 6690 nucleotides. RefSeq names its product RNA polymerase III subunit B (gene Polr3b). Gene Ontology annotation, molecular function: DNA binding; DNA-directed RNA polymerase activity; ribonucleoside binding. The record is from RefSeq and is a predicted model, not a curated record. Gene Ontology annotation, biological process: DNA-templated transcription. Lineage: Eukaryota; Metazoa; Chordata; Mammalia; Rodentia; Cricetidae.